UGCUUUGAUUCAGUCUCUCUGGAGAGGAAUGGGACCUCUGCUUUGAUUCUGUCUCUCUGGAGAGGAAUGGGACCUCUGCUUUGAUUCUGUCUCACUGGAGAGGAAUUGGACCUCUACUUUGAUUCUGUCUCACUGGAGAGGAAUUGGACCUCUGCUUUGAUUCUGUCUCUCUGGAGAGGAAUUGGACCUCUGCUUUGAUUUGUGAUUAGCUCAAAGCUACCAUGUCUACUGGAGAUGAUCUCUCAUCACGUCAAUGCUGGAGGUUUAAUAUCACAUCGAUCAGCAGAGUAUCUGUUAUAUCUGUCUGAUCAGCAGGGUAUCUGUUAUAUCUGUCUGAUCAGCAGAGUAUCUGUUAUAUCUGUCUGAUCAGCAGAGGAUCUGUUAUAUCUGUCUGAUCAGCAGAGGAUCUGUUAUAUCUGUCUGAUCUGUUAUAUCUGUCUGAUCAGCAGAGGAUCUGUUAUAUCUGUCUGAUCAGCAGAGGAUCUGUUAUAUCUGUCUGAUCUGUUAUAUCUGUCUGAUCAGCAGAGUAUCUGUUAUAUCUGUCUGAUCAGCAGGGUAUCUGUUAUAUCUGUCUGAUCAGCAGGGUAUCUGUUAUAUCUGUCUGAUCAGCAGAGUGUCUGUUAUAUCUGUCUGAUCAGCAGAGGAUCUGUUAUAUCUGUCUGAUCAGCAGAGGAUCUGUUAUAUCUGUCUGAUCAGCAGAGGAUCUGUUAUAUCUGUCUGAUCAGCAGGGUAUCUGUUAUAUCUGUCUGAUCUGUUAUAUCUGUCUGAUCAGCAGGGUAUCUGUUAUAUCUGUCUGAUCAGCAGGGUAUCUGUUAUAUCUGUCUGAUCAGCAGAGGAUCUGUUAUAUCUGUCUGAUCAGCAGAGUGUCUGUUAUAUCUGUCUGAUCAGCAGAGGAUCUGUUAUAUCUGUCUGAUCAGCAGGGUAUCUGUUAUAUCUGUCUGAUCAGCAGGGUAUCUGUUAUAUCUGUCUGAUCUGUUAUAUCUGCCUGAUAGAUGAACGUAAAGACCAUGAUGAUCCAGUCUCAGCCAGAGCAGAAAGGACUGAGAAACAUGGAUGCAGGAGAUCUCAAUGUGUCCUCUGCAGGCAAGGAUUUGCACACAGCACACACACAGAACCAGGAAGUUUCGUAUUACUCUUGUGGAGGCCACGCCUCUUCCUCUGCACAAACAAGGAAAUCGAAAGUUCUCUCUGAUACUCCUCUGCGCCGUUUGUUAGUGAGUGUCAAAAUGGCAGAGGCAUUUUUUGAAGAUCGGGAUUCAUUUAGCUGUUCAAUCUGCUUGGAUAUACUGAAGGAUCCGGUGACUACUUCCUGUGGACACAACUACUGUAUGUGCUGUAUUGAGGGCUGCUGGGAUCAGGACGAUCUGAAAGGUGUUUACAGCUGCCCAGAGUGCCGACAGACCUUUGCCCAGAGGCCUGUUCUGAACAGAAACACGUUGCUGGCUAAAGUGGUGGAGAAACUGAAACAUACUGCUCUUCAUGCUGCUCCUCCUGCUGCUCCUCCUGCUGCUCCUCCUGCUGCUCCUCCUGCUCUCUGUUAUGCUGGACCUGGAGAUGUGGAGUGUGAUUUCUGCACUGGGAGAAAACACAAAGCCCUCAUGUCCUGUCUGGCGUGUCUGGUCUCUUACUGUGAGACUCACCUCCAGCCUCACUAUAAUUUCCCUGCCUUAAAGAAGCACAUGCUGGUCAAAGCCUCCACGCAACUACAGGAGAAGAUCUGCUCUCAACAUGACAAACUGCUGGAGGUUUACUGUCGUACCGAUCAGCAGUGCAUCUGUUAUCUGUGUACCAUGGAUGAACAUAAAGGCCAUGAUACAGUCUCAGCUGCAGCAGAGAGGACUGAGAAACAGAAGCAGGUGGGGGAGAAACAACAGAAAUCCCAGCAGAGAAUCCAGGAGAGAGAGAAGGAGAUGCAGGAGCUGAGACGGGCUGUGGACUCUCUGAAGCUCUCUGCACAGGCAGCCGUGGACGACAGCGAGAGGAUCUUUGCUGAGCUGAUCCGCACCAUGGAGACACGGUGCUCUGAGGUGAAGGAGCUGAUCAGAGACCAGGAGAAGGCUGAAGUGAGUCAGGCAGAAGGCCUCCUGGAGCAACUGGAGCAGGAGGUGGCUGAGCUGAGGAGGAGAGAUGCUGAGCUGGUGCAGUUCUCUCACACAGAGGACAACAUCCACUUCCUCCAGAGGUUCACAGACCACAGUGCCCCCCCUGUUUCUGAAGAGAUGCCCGCCAUCAUCCUUAACCAAAGUCAUGAUUUUAAGACGGUGAUGACCUCUGACCUCCAGGAAAAGCUGAUGCUCUGCUGUGAGGGGGGAGUAGUGGAGAUAUCAGCAGCAGUGAAAGCUGUCCACAUACUGCAGUCAGCAGAGCCAAGCACCCAAGCAGCAGCAUCUGUCGCACAAUAUCACAGAAAGUAUUAUCGAAAAUACUCUUUCAAGGAUAUAUGUGUUCAUUGUCGCCAGGUACAAAUGAGGCAUGGCCCCAUGGGUAAAUGUUUAUGGUUUAAUUAAGGAGUGAUAAUACUAUCCUCAUCUUGUAGAUAAACUAUGUGCCCUUAAAAGGAGCAGGAGAGAGUGUGUUUGUUGUGUGUCACAGUUCCACUUUUACUUUUACUUCACUACAUUCCUAGAUAAGUUACCGUUUACUCCACUGACACCCAAAAGUACUAGUUUUAGAAUGCUUAGCAGGACAGGAACAUGAUCCAAUUCACGCCCUUAUCAAGAGAACAUCCCUGGUCCUCCCUACUGCCUCUGAUCAGGCGGACUCAAUAAACACAAAUGCUUCAUUUGUAAACGAUGUAUGAGUGUUGGAGUGAGACCCUGACUAUCUGUAAAUACAAAUAAAUAACAUAAAAAAUGG
This is a messenger RNA of Oncorhynchus masou masou (cherry salmon), 2856 nucleotides long. Its product is annotated as E3 ubiquitin-protein ligase TRIM47-like. The record is from RefSeq and is a predicted model, not a curated record. Lineage: Eukaryota; Metazoa; Chordata; Actinopteri; Salmoniformes; Salmonidae. Gene Ontology annotation, molecular function: zinc ion binding. The coding region runs from base 993 to 2507 and encodes 504 amino acids. The transcript has a single exon.